Messenger RNA from Medioppia subpectinata, 663 nucleotides. Lineage: Eukaryota; Metazoa; Arthropoda; Arachnida; Sarcoptiformes; Oppiidae. The record is from the annotation of a GenBank genome assembly.
AUGGACCCAUCGGUCGGUCGUCGGGAAAGUGUGGCCAACAAUAUGUGCGACCAAAACAAGUUUGAAUUCGUGAUCAACACUAACGAGACAUACAUUAAACCCAACGAACAGUUCAAUAGUUUCAGCGAUCAGUUGAACUCCAAGACCAUCGUUGAGGACAUAGUGUCGGCGCCGACCGCUGCCAACGCCGUGUCCGCCGGCGACCGCUCGCCGCCGGCCAUUGUCUCCAAGACUGCCGACAAGUUCGUCGACUUCGCGGUCAAACAGUAUCGAAACGAUGGCUUCGUCUGCACUGUGGAUGAAAAUGACCGACAGAUCUAUUACUGCUAUUACUGUCACCAAUACAUCAGUGAUUAUGAUCUCAUCGCCGCUCAUAUCGAUAGCGCCCAACACCUGAAGAAUAUUCUGAACGGUAUUUCGUUUGAUAAGGGAUUGGAUAAAGAGUUUGUUGUGGAAACUGUUGCCGAAGACAAGACUAAGAAGAAGUUGCUCAAACUGAUUGAUAAAGUGUUGACACGAAUGCCUCUUCAUCUCAAGCAUUAUUACUUCCGCAAUGGUAUCCGUCUUAUGAAUGUGAAGCCACCGGACGCUUACUUUUGCAAAUUUUGUAAUCAAACGAUUCAGGACUACAAAGACAUUGAAACCCAUUUGUUAAUAGAGAGC